GGAUGACAUGAAAUACAAAAAGGAAUUGAACUAAUACCGAACCUUUGAGCCGCAAAGUUCUAUAGCUUCCUCUCACAGUCUGCUUUCUCUUGUGUCCUAAUCAUCGAGUUACUCGCAUCGUACCAUACCCCGCUCCGCUUCCGGAAACACAGACUUGCCCGGUAGCGACGUUCGAGUGCAGCAAUCAGGCGUAUUUCACUAAUAGAACAAAUCUUUAGAGCCUGGCCAGCAGGUGCCGCAAGAGCAAGGAGCUAGCAAUAUGGAGUCUCUCAAGGCUGUUUUCUUUGGUCCCGAUCCUCAGACGCAAAUGCGAAAAUGUAACCAGCUCAUCCGCGCAAAUACGCGUCAGUUGGAUCGUGAUAUCGCGCAGCUCAAAGCACUUGACGGCAAAACGCGGCAGACCAUAGUCAACGCCUCGAAGCGCGCCCAGCGGAACCCAGCGCGCGCGAAACAGGCGAACCUCGAAGCGAAAAUGCUUGCGCGGGAACUUGUUCGGGUCCGAAGACAGACGACUCGCCUGACAACUAGCCGGGCUCAGCUACAGAGCGUUCAAAUGCAGGUCAACGAAGCGUUCGCAGUCCGGAAGAUCCAGGGUAGCCUACAGAAAUCGACGGGUAUAAUGAAGGAUGUGAACACAUUGAUCCGUCUCCCACAGCUGUCAGCAACAAUGCAUCAACUUGCUACCGAGUUGGUCCGCGCCGGUAUUAUUGAAGAGAUGGUGGACGACGCUAUUCCAAAUAACGAACUACUGGAGGAUGAAGAGGCAGAGGCUGAUGAGGAGGUCGAUAAAAUCCUACAGGAAAUCUUACAGGGAAAGCUAUCCCAGGUGGACGAAGUCAAACCAGAAAGACCUCUGGAGGAGCCUCAGCAGGCCGAGGAAGAGUUCGAGGAUCAGGAAGCCGCUCUUGCGCAAAUGAGGGGCCGUCUGGAAGCUCUCAAAAGCUAAGUCGAGAAAUGCUGGCUCUCUGGGUAUAGAAGUUCAGCGCACCUCGUCUCGUGUCGUUUGUUUUUACGGAGUUGGGGCGCGGUAGAUUGCAUUUCGUCCUGGCACUACAAGUUUCUUUUCCCGGAUGUUUUCGAGGACUCUGCCACAGCUGGCCUGAUGCAGGGUUCUGAGUCGUUGCGUUAUUGGCUCGUCGUUUUCUGGUCCCAUAAUUAUCAUGUAAACGUACUCUUUAAAACUGUUGAGUAUAGCAAUGAUAUGUGAUUGAUACAUUCU
Messenger RNA from Aspergillus nidulans FGSC A4, 1219 nucleotides. Its product is annotated as ESCRT-III subunit protein VPS24. Gene Ontology annotation, molecular function: identical protein binding. The record is from RefSeq and is a predicted model, not a curated record. Gene Ontology annotation, cellular component: ESCRT III complex; cytoplasm. The transcript is spliced from 2 exons. Lineage: Eukaryota; Fungi; Ascomycota; Eurotiomycetes; Eurotiales; Aspergillaceae. Gene Ontology annotation, biological process: ubiquitin-dependent protein catabolic process via the multivesicular body sorting pathway; protein transport to vacuole involved in ubiquitin-dependent protein catabolic process via the multivesicular body sorting pathway; vacuolar transport. Bases 260 to 946 code for a protein of 228 amino acids.